AUGAAUCCACCACAAGCAAUCUUUAUGCUCUUCUUCUCCAUCUUCUUCUUAGAUUAUGUCUCUGCUCAAUCUCCUCCUCCUCCUCCUCCUCGGUACACGGCCAACGACCUUUUUCAGCCAAGCUUAGCCAUCAUCACCGGAGUUUUCUCCAUCGUUUUCACACUCACCUUCGUUCUCCUCAUCUACGCCAAAUGCUUCCACAACGAUCUCCGUUCAGAGACCUACGAAGACGGGGACAUAGGACGACUAGAUCGUCUAUGGCAAGGACUCUUUAGUCAAUCUUCUCGAUUAUCAGGCCUCGACAAAACAGCAAUUGAAUCUCUUCCCUUUUUCAGAUUCUCUGCUUUGAAAGGAUCGAAACAAGGUCUUGAAUGUUCUGUUUGUCUGUCUAAAUUCGAAGAUGUUGAGAUUCUUAGGCUUUUGCCAAAAUGCAAACACGCUUUUCACAUCGAGUGUAUUGAUGAGUGGCUUGAGCAGCACGCUACGUGUCCUUUGUGUAGAAACAGAGUCUCCAUCGAAGACGAGCUCUCUGUUUUGAGUUGUAGUAACAACAGUUUGAGAAUCAUGAGUCAGUUAUCUGAGACAAGAGAAGAAGAACCGAGCAUGGAGAUUCAUAUCGAACGCGAAGAAGGGAUCAAAGAUGGGUCUUCGAGAUUCAGCAGCUUCCGGAAGAUACUCAAGUUUGGUAAAAAUGAUAACUCAUUGUCGCUUGGGGAAGAAGGAAACGAGAAACGUAUGCACAAGUUCAAUCACAGGAUUGUUGUUUCAGAUGCUGUUUUUAAGAACCGUUGGAGUAAUGUGACUCCUUCAGAUUUUACAUUUUUGACAUCGGGCAUGUUGAGUUCGUUGUCUAGUGACAGAUUCUCGUCCAUUGGCCGAGUGCAGAGAGGUAACUUGCGUAACGAGGAAGAGAUCGACAUGAAGAAAAUGGUGAACAACAAAGACUCGACGAGAAGAGCAGUUUCUGAGAUCACGGCUGUUCCUAGAUUAAAUGUUCGUCAAGUAACAAGGGAGACUAGAGAAAGCGCGGUUGGUGGAAGCAACAGCGGUUUGGCCGCUUCUACCGCUUCCACGUCGAGGAGUGAUGUGAUUGCUGCAAUGGAGGAAAGAAGAAGAAGGUUGUGGUUGCCGAUUGCUAGAAACACAGCGCAGUGGUUCGCUAACAGAGAGAAAAGAAAUGAACUAAAAACGACAGGACAAGAUCUUAACGUUUAGUUUUUUUUUUCUUUUAAAAAAGGUUAUUGAAAAUUUGCAGUUAUUUUUACAGAGAAAGCUAAGUGUGCUGAAUACGAUUAGGUCAAAUGCUUGGUGUUUAUGUCUUUGUGUAACCUACCUACAUUGUGGAUUGAUUAUGAACAAAGAUUUGAUCAGACAAAAGUGUAUCAGUAAGUUUUGCCACAUCAAAAUUUAGUGGUGAUACACAUUUGUCUGACCAAAUAUUUGUGUAGAU
Eruca vesicaria subsp. sativa (arugula) is the source of this 1450-nucleotide messenger RNA. The record is from the annotation of a GenBank genome assembly. Lineage: Eukaryota; Viridiplantae; Streptophyta; Magnoliopsida; Brassicales; Brassicaceae.